GAUUAAUUACACAUGUUGUAUAUAACUUUGAUCUAUUAGUGUUUCUUAUGGGCAAUAUUAAAGUGUGUAACUAACUAACUUUGACAGUCAUUCAAGUGAUCAUUCAGUGUUAAGAUCAACAGCACUUUCUUUCUUAAACAUGUCUGUUGAUCAUUAAUCAUAAGGGUACCAUCACGCCCUAGAGAUAUUGCCAGUCAGUACACAUUAUAAAAUGGGUAAGGACAGCAAAGAACUAUCAUGAACUCAGUCUUCGCUCUAAUAAUGCGAACAGUAUCUUUAAUGAAUACUUGUGCACCAGUCAUUAGCAUAUAGUGGUUUGGGAAGUUUAUUCCACUUAACAAAGUGUUGCAGGCACAAUCCAUAGAUUUCAACAUUUACAAAUGAUAUAUUGCUAAUAUCAUGUUUAGUUUGAUGAUAAUGAUAUUAUUAUUAUUAUUAUUAUCAUCGUUAUUAAUAAUUUUCUAACAAGAACUACUGGUCAAUUCUACCAUUAGUUAAAUGUGGGUCACAAUAUCAAAAUUCCAUACCAUCCUCAUUUUUAUAAUUACAUUAUAAACAUUUUUUCAUGCUGAACAGGUUUGCCUACAAUCUGCCAAUCAGAUUUCACAUGCUACGUCUAGUACAAUGUAUUGGCCAUUGCUUUCUCAUUGAAAUCCAAAUACAAAUUUCGCACUCUUCAUAUCUUCCUGAUUUUCUUUGUAUGAAAAGAGAAUCUCUUCUAAUUCUGUUAAUCAGUCAUAAGCUAAACUCAUUAUUAAAGACGUAUUGUGUUUUCAUGUUCAGGUUUCAUUUUGGAAGUGUAGGAGCCCAAGUUAUACCUCAUGUCAUAAACUAGCAUUAUAAGAAUAUUUUAAAUAUAGCAAGCAAAAUAGAACUGAAACACAUUUCCAUCUUGGCUAUCUCCAAAAUUGUCUACAUGGUGAUAUGGGUCAUGACACUGUCAGAUUCGCACAGGCAGAUCUUGUCACUUGCUUGGACAUGGAAGUACUGUGUAUAGCAGUGGGAUGCAACUGGGAUAGGAAGGGAGAAAUGUGCACUAGUGACGUAAAAUUCCAGUUUCUGGUGUCACUUUAACUACCUAAGUACAUACAAAAUCAUUCUGAUUAAAAUUCACUCAUACUGCAUGUAACAGCACCAACAAGGCUCAGACCAUAACAGGACCAAUGAUUUACUCUGGUAUUCAUACUGGCCUCCACACAUUUGACUGGCAUGAGUCUAUCACGGUUGUAUUCCAGGACACCUACAGGUCUCUAUGCUAUUCUCUUCCUAGCAAAAGGGUUAAAAUAUUAGUCAUAUAAAAAUUUGGCUGUUAUGGUGCUGUUCUUAGAAGAAGACAGAAUUGAAAAGGAGGGGCACAUUUAAAUUGACAGUUCUUUCCUCAGAGGGAAGACUGUUACACUUGACUGAAAGUUAAUAGAGAACAAGACCAAGUUUCAACAGUACUUACAUAUGUCAAAGUAUCACUUCAGGCUUACGCUCAUGAGAAUUCAAGAUAUUCUGACCACACAACAUUUUGUUCAGGGAAGAAAUGAAAAAAUAGAAAGAAGGCAAUUUUCUUAAGUUUAGUGGAUCAACUCACAUAAUUGCAUCCUGUUCUAUAUUUUCAUUGAUUCACAUUAUUUUAUACAGUCAAAAUAAUUCAGCUAUUGCAAGAAGUAUAAUAGUGGUAAAUGUUCUACACCCUGUUUAAGUUUGCAGUUAAUGUUUUGAGAACUGACGACUGCAUUUAAACUGAAACAUGUAAUCAAACGUCUAUGUUCUACUGACUGUAUAAAUUAAUUUGAAUUAAUUAUUAAAUGAAGCCUCACAUUUUGUUUCUUGAUAUCAGUUGCACAAUUCUGUAUCUUUAAAUUCAACAUAAAGUGUUUGAAAAUAACUAGAAAUAGUGGAGGUUAAUGCUAGGAGCCAGGAUACUUAAGUCGGUAUACCAUCUAGGCUGCAGGCAGAAUGACAAAGGAAUCGGGAAUCAGUUUCCAGUAUGGACAAGAAGUUUUCUCCAAACACCAGACCAUCUCUGAGGUCUAUCCAUCCUCCUACACAGUUGGGUAAUUUGGGCUGUUUCCUUGGGGUAAAGUGACAGAGGCAUGAAGCUGACCACUCACCACCAGCUGGUGUAGAAAGGGGUAGAGCUAUACUUCCACUACACCAUACAUCUUCAUGGCACUGUACAUAAUUUAGGCUAGACAUAACCUUAAUUUUACCCGAGAUGGUAAUGCUUCAGGUGGCUAUGAAGGGGACGGGGAAAACAGUGUGUUAAAUCACGGAGAUACUCAUGCUGUGUGAAGGUUUUCAUUGCUGUGGCUUUUGUGGAGAAGAGGCGGUAAACUGCAUUUUUUUAAUUCCUUUAAGGGAACGCUCUUUGUAGUCACUGCUGUUAGAACGUCAAAUCCAAGGACUUGUCUCGUUGCUUUCUGAAGUCCCACCCAUGAAAUUGCUGUGAUAUUACCUCAGAUGAGGCCAUGGCUAUUUAGUUCACGUCCAUUAAAAUUCAUUACUUACGAUCAUCCACUCAUUUUAUACUGUUUAGGAUGAGUACUUGACACUGCCCUUGAAUAUAUACAAAUAAACCAUAGAUAGUUUCCCACAUUGAAAGAAUGGCAUCACAGGGUAGGUACAUAUAUUAAAAUCUAACAAUUAACAGAUAACGAAGAAUUCUGUAAAUAAAAUAUAACUGUGUGUAGGUUUGUGUAUUAAAGCCGUAACUCAAACAUGAAAAAAAAACAGUGGUGAAAUUUGGCCCAUUAACUUUCGAAAACAUUACCGUAUGUAUGUAUAUACAUAUAUAUAUAUUAUUAUAGUUAAGAUAUUAAAAGGAAGUUAAUAUUCGAGAAAUCUUCUUGAUAGAGCUGUGUGUAACUUUUCUUGUGGAAGGUCGUCACUAUUAAUUCUAAAAAUUGUUAUACGAGUAACUACAAAAAACAAAAAAACAUGGAGCCGACAAAUUACGUCACAUUCGCUUGCGAGCGGCUCUUGCUACAGAUGAGUUGGCUACCCGUCUCCAGGGAAACACGGCGAAUCAGUUUUGUUGCUAUGUGCAGUUUUCCGUGACAGAAGCUAGUGGUGUAUAAAUUGCAGCGUACAAUUAAAAGAAAGUCAUUAUUCCAGAAACCUUCGUCGGAGUAAGUCCUACAGACGGUCAAACAAUCCAUCAACUAUGGGUUCCCAUAAGAUCAAGCUGAACAUAACCGAAUUACCAACAGAAGUGCUAGUAUUGAUAUUCAGAAACUGUUCCAGUCGUGAAGUGGCAGAACAGUUAAGACUUGUAUGCCGACGGUUUUCACAGGUAGCUGCGCUGGUUCUAAAUUCUGAACUAUCGACCUUGGGGAAAAGGAUUGGCCGCACUAUGGAUGCUGUGGAGGAACGUGUGAACACGACUGAAACUAUGUCACAGUUUCUGACACUCAAUCGAAUUUUUGGUGUUCUUGAAAUGGUGAGGUCACGGUAUCGGCUCCUGAGAGCGGUGACCUGGCGAUACGUGAGUAGCCCCUGCAGUGGCUCUGUGCCCCUAUCCUGCUUCUACGGCGGGCUGCUCUUGGACGAAUUGCGGCACAUCCUCCGGUUCGCCUCCGCGGCGUCAGGCAACAUCGGCUUCGACCGUCACUACGUCUACCGGAUUUCUCAGCUCUGUACGAGGUUCAUGAACCACUUCGAAGAAAUAACAGAACCUCAGUUUAAUACUGAUUAUUCCGUUUCUGGGUCCAAAAUUAUUGACCUUCUUGACUGCAUAAUGGACGAUGAAGAAUGGACAGGACCAUAUCAACAGGCAGUAACAAACAGGAAGACAGAAUGCAAUAUCAAGGCUCGUUACAGACUGCAGAGGACGUGGCUAAUCUGUCUCGGUGAACGAGAGCCUAAGAGUGAGUGCACGUGGAGUGAAGAGCAGAGACACCUCUACCGCUGUCUACGUCAGCUUAUUACAGUAAAUAACGAUUUCGUCAUGAAACAGAAUCUGUACAAAUUAGAACGCAUGUUUCAGGACAAAGCCGAACUCGUGUGGCCAUCCUCAUACACAGGCUUUCACAAAAUUGCUGGCCAGUUGAUUCUAUGUGGCAGCAUGUACCUGCCCACAUUUGUCGAGCACCGACGACGGCAAUAUGCAGAUAAAGAUACUCUACCGCUACAUAAGUUUAUAGAGCAGGCACCAUUAGAUUUACACAUCGACAUUGAAAUGAAAUGCCCCAAAGAGUUAGCUCCAAUAGUAUAUUUGGAAACGUAUAAUUUAAACAAUAUUGAGUCUCUAUGUAAUCACAUGGACCCUGCUCUGUUACAAGGAAGCCAGUCAACAUUCUUCUUUAAAAUGGAUAUGUGUGGCACUGACAAAUCUGAAUAUGCAGUGCCUUUCGCGGUUAAGUUCGAGAUAAAAUCGAGUGAUUUCUCUGCUCAGAAACGAGGACUAUUUCUCCAAAGGUGUGUAAAUGCUGUAAGAGCUUUUCUGUUCUCACCCUUGUUGGUGAUAUGGACGUUACUUGGUCUUAAAACCACGUCGAGAUGCCUUGGGAGUAGAGAGAGGACAACGUCAUGAGUUUGAGCAAUGAGGUUCCAUCUUAAGGGCUUAACGGGCCUUGCUCAGACGAGGAACAGGUUUUUGUGAAGAAGUCUCUGGACCACACUUAAUAUUGAUGUAAUAAUGUACUUGAUUUAUUUAACAGCACUACACGGGAUACAAAGCAGUCACUCACAAUCACUGAUACACCUUUGGCGCGUACUGUACACCACCUUGUUAUUCACAGCACAACUCUAAUGGUGUAUAUGAUGCGUCAGUCUCCCAGCCCUCGUGUCUGCAUCUUAUUUCAUGCGUGGUGCUGUGGUUACUUGUCUGUCUGGUAUUGUCGGGUAUUGUGGUUACUUGCCUUGCUUGUCUGUUAUUUGUCUGUUUCAUGCUGUGAUUACUUGUGGUUGCUCGCCAUCCGGGAUCAAUCCUUUAAAUACUGUGGGAUGACGUAACAUUCUGGAAUCCUCUAUAUCCAGUUCAUUCUCGAAGCUUUUUCAUUCUGCUAUUUGAGAACAUUCUGGAGGUUUCUUUUAAUCAGGUUGGUGGGGUGGGAGUAAGCCGCUCAUGUUACCACACCGGCUAACAGAGACUUUUUGAGUAGCCCUUAUCUAAACAUUCCUCGCUGUAAAUUCUUUGAAUGGUUAAUGCAAAACUGAGCAUAAGUCACGAUUAGUAUAAGAUUGGUAUUAAGUAACAAGCAUUAAUAUUCGAGAAUUACGCUGGUAGGCAAUCAUCGGUUACAACGCUAAACUUUUGAAAAAAUGUUGAAUAUAUAAAUUAAUAACGGUGUUGCUUGUAAUUAAUCUAAGUUAUUUUUUAAAUAUUUAUUUAUUGUUCUAAUUAUAUAAAAAUAAAAUGUAUCUUUGCGAAUCGUUAACACAUUCUCAGUACUCAUAUCUGCAUGAUGGAACCAGGUUCCCUGAUCCUGUUACCUCUCGUCAUGCCGUGCCUGCUUACAAUAAUUUUAUAAGGAAACUCUUUUAUGGUAUAUGUCUGUGGGUCAUUCGACAACCCUUUCAGUAGCUACACUACAUAACGUCAAAUUGGGAUGACAGAUGAAUAAGGACAUGGAAGGAUUUGGAAAGACGAGGUCUCAGCCCAAUUGAGAUUCUAUUCCAUUUGCCUGGAGGAAAACAAGGAGAAGCCUCAGUCAGUAUAACAGUGUCCUGGCCAACACGGGACUCCAACCGAGUACCUCGCGAAUAAAAGUCAACAGCAGUACCGCCCCGCCAACCCUCUCAACAUCCUGGAACAAUUAUGUUCGUCCCCUUAGUGAACGCUGAAUCAGCUGAGCGAUUUUAUAAAACUCUGUAUGAAUAUCAGAAACUAAAACAGGGGUGAACAUAACCCGAGUCGAAACCUCUUUCACCAAGCAACUGGUCUCGGACAGGAUAUUUGCGGUUCGUAUUUGGGUCAUUCCAGGUGAUAAUGUUGGCCUCAGCGCCCAGUAUCUUCACUGACGUUUUCGUGGCUUUCAUCACUAUGCUACAGCGCGGGAAGCUGCACUUCGGUUCCCAAUGAAAUCAUUGAAUGUUUCAAUCUACGUAAUCCCUUCACCUCCACUAUGGCCCUGGAGACUGUUCAGUGUCUAAGGGAAAUGAGUACCAGGAAUCUUCCCAGGA
Molecule: messenger RNA, 6114 nt
Organism: Cryptotermes secundus
Lineage: Eukaryota; Metazoa; Arthropoda; Insecta; Blattodea; Kalotermitidae
Exons: 3
Coding region: 3155-4522 (455 amino acids)
Molecular function (GO): protein binding
Source: RefSeq, a predicted model, not a curated record